This is a messenger RNA of Diabrotica balteata, 3590 nucleotides long. The record is from the annotation of a GenBank genome assembly. Lineage: Eukaryota; Metazoa; Arthropoda; Insecta; Coleoptera; Chrysomelidae.
ACGCUACCGUACCACACGGUUGAGUUGAGCCGACGUCCAACGUGAAGUUUAUGUUUAAGCUCAGUCAGUCUGUAUUCACCGCUCGAGAGUUGUGUAACCGAAACUCUCAUUUCUGGAUAUACGUGUGCUGUGUUGUGCAUUGCCGUUAUGGGGUGUUUUAAAGAAUAUUAAAUUUUAACAAACGUUUUUGCAUGUGCUGUGCCUAUGUGGAUUUUUUAAAGUGUGUGGGCGACGAAUAUUGUCGUUGUCCAAUUGUGUUUUUAGUGAUUUUUAUUUCAUAAUAGCCUAUGGCGCGGUGUUGCAGAUUACCCCUGAGGUAACAGCAUUAGGAGGCUGCUGAUACCACCUAUUCAGGAGACAGCUUAUUUAACUCAAGAAUCAACAACAUGUCUUGGAUAUUAUUCACUCUACUUGGGCUUUUAGCCUUUCACCAGGCCCAGUCAUCAGGAGUUUUUGAGUUACGAUUGAUUUCUUUCGACAAUGAAGCCGGCAAAAAUGAUUUAGGAACGUGUUGUACUGGAAAAUCUCGACCAAAUUCAGAAUGUGACGGAUUUUGCCGACCUAGAUUUAGGGUUUGUCUGAAGGAAUACCAAGUUAAAAUUGACACGACAUCCAAAUGCACUUUUGGUGAUAAGAUAACACCUGAAUUAGGUCCCAAUCCUGUUACGGAUACACCACAGAAUGGGUUUUCUAAUCCCAUAGCCUUACCAUUCCCAUUUACAUGGCCGGGGACCUUCUCGUUGAUAGUGGAGGCAUGGCAUGGAAAUGAAACAUCACAUUCUGCCGUGCUAAUAAGCAGAUUGACACGACAACGAUAUCUAGACGUUAGUGAUGAAUGGACAGAAGAUGUGCACAUGUCAAAAUUUUCCACUCUGAAGUUCGAAUACAGGGUAACCUGCGAUUCGCACUACUAUGGAAAAGGUUGUGAAAAUCUGUGUCGACCAAGAGAUGACAACUUCGGCCACUACAGCUGUUCUCCUAUUGGAGAGCGAGUCUGUUUAGCAGGAUGGACAGGAGAUUAUUGUACUAAAGCACAAUGCUUACCUGGAUGUGACGAACAACAUGGACACUGUACCAAGCCCAACGAAUGCAAGUGCCAAUCAGGAUGGGAGGGUCCUUUAUGCAAUCAAUGUCAAAGAUAUCCCGGAUGUAUGCAUGGUACUUGUGUUAAACCUUGGGAUUGUUUAUGCAAUGAAGGUUGGGGUGGGCUAUUUUGCAAUCAAGAUUUAAAUUUUUGCACCAACCACAGACCGUGCCGUAAUGGUGGGACAUGUUUUAACACAGGACAAGGGAGUUAUACCUGUAGUUGUCCCGCGGGAUUUAACGGAACAGAUUGUGAAAUUCCAGCAGACGAUUGUUUGAAAAGCCCUUGUAGUAACGGAGGUAAAUGUGUACUCAAGGGAGGUUACAAUGUGUGCUCUUGUCCACUUGGUUAUAGUGGUCUACAAUGCGAAACCAUCAUUAAUUAUUGCGGCAAACAACCAUGCAACAAUGGUGGUACCUGCAGCAAUACCGAGACUGGAUAUCAAUGUUCCUGUAAACCUGGAUUUAGUGGUACCGACUGCGACUAUCAAGUUAAUAGAUGUUUACCAAAUCCUUGUAAAAAUGACGGUACUUGUAUUGAGACUGACGAUGGAUUUCAAUGUAUCUGUCCUACUGGAUUUUCUGGAGAGUUGUGUAAUAUCAAUAUUGACGACUGCAAUGGAAAUCCAUGCCAAAACGGUGGAACCUGUAUAGAUAAAGUAAAUGAGUUUCGCUGCCAUUGUGUACCUGGAUAUGUAGGACCCUUGUGCCAAAACCGCGUAGACUAUUGCAUAACGAAACCAUGUGCCAACGGCGGAACUUGUUUACAACUGAUUAAUGACUAUAAAUGUACAUGUGCCCCUGGUUUCUCAGGAAAAGACUGUAGUAAAGAAAUCGAUGAGUGUCUCGACAACCCUUGCCGGAAUGGGGGUACGUGUGUGAAUAGCGUUCAUGGCUUCGAAUGCCAAUGUCCCAUCGGGUUUCUGGGACGCGAAUGUGACGAAGUGUCAUCUAGCGCUGCUCCAAGUGCUCGAGUUUCAUCCGAAUCAAACCUUACGACUGAACAUGUUGUAGUUAUAGCAACCAUCUCAACCUUUGUACCAUUAGUUGUCUUAGUGGCCGUAGGUGUUAUCAUCUGUCUGAAACAACGACGAAAACGCGAAAAAGCUCGCGCUGAUGAAGAAGCACGGUUACAAAACGAACAAAAUACCGCAAACAGUAGUUUCGCUAAACGUGGUGCCGCGAUGUCUGCUGAUCCCCAUAUGAUAAAAAACUCUUGGGGGAAGUGCACGAACAAUGUGAUUGGUUCAAACUUUUCCUCGCCAGAUGACUGUAGUGUUUCUAAUAUCAGUAUAAAUGACUGUGAUGGUUUCCCUAAACCUCAACACCAAGUGAUUGAUGGACGCCCUGUGUACACCCUGCAGAGGACGCGUUCCCAGAAGCAGUUAAAUACGGAGACAGGUGCUCGUGCAUCAGCUUUACUAGCUGCAAAACUGCAUGAACCUGACUACGAGCACAUCAAACGUUUGUCUGUGAUGUCAAACGCUUCGGCUGUGUGUGGCUCUAGUGAUCCCUCCAUAUUGAAGAGGCCGAUUGAGAAGGAGUCAAAUGGCGUAUAUGUGAUAGAAGAACACUUCCAUACUCCAGAUGCGAUUUCGUCUGGUCUUUUCGCAACGGAGGUGUAGAUAAUUUAAAAGAAUGACUGACGUGUGCAUGUUAUGUCCAUGCUUCCAUCAGGCUUGGUCCGUUGUACAGUCUAUUUAUUAUUUUCCAACGUUCUGAGGGAAGCACGGACAACCUAACUUAUGAUUGUAUGAGUACAUAUAUUCGAGCUAGUGCCUCGUGUCCAAGAAGUUUUGCUACUCUCAAGACUCCUCUCUGGAUAACGCAAACAAUUAAUCGGGUCGUUGCCACUAGUGGUAAAUUAUUUUGUGUUUAUAUUGUAAAUAUCCCAAUGGAUUCUUUGUUUAUUUGUAUUUAUAGAAUUUACCAAUGGUGGAUGUUCCUGGUAAGAAACCAAAGAUUUUGACAUUGUUCAGGGACAGACUCCUGAGCAUAGCAAGACUGAAAUUCGUCGAGUAGUAUCUGUGUAACUAACAUAACAUUUUUAUUGUUAUAGUAUAUUGUGAUGAUUCGAAGGAAACUAAGUCACCAUUGUACUUAAGUAGGCUUUUCUUAAUAUUUAUAAGCCAUUUCAGUAUUGCCAUCGUUAUUAAUUUGCAGUCAUUUAUAAAUGAUUUUUUUAUAGGCCAGUGAUACUUUAAAAUUAAUACCGAUCGCAAACCCUCGUCUUAAAAUCGUUUUGUAAACAAUUUUGAACAAAUAAACGAUGUUCCUUUAUAUAAAAACUAAGUCAUUUAUUUUUGUCAAUAUUAUAGAUAGACCCUCGACUUUGUGUCUCUCCAUAACAUUGAUUGACAUUUUUUGUUCGCUACUUAAACUCUUGGACCGUUAAAGACUUGAUUAUGAUAAAGACGUUUUGUAAUAUAUAAUAUGUAUAUUUAUAGUUUGUAACUUGUUCAUGUUUCAUAAUAAAUACUUCUUUAGAGAAGCGGCUGUAUUGUUCC